Marmota monax (woodchuck) is the source of this 3348-nucleotide messenger RNA. RefSeq names its product RNA binding fox-1 homolog 3 (gene Rbfox3). Lineage: Eukaryota; Metazoa; Chordata; Mammalia; Rodentia; Sciuridae. The transcript has 15 exons. Gene Ontology annotation, molecular function: mRNA binding. Gene Ontology annotation, cellular component: cytoplasm; nucleus. Gene Ontology annotation, biological process: nervous system development; regulation of alternative mRNA splicing, via spliceosome. The coding region runs from base 1673 to 2794 and encodes 373 amino acids. The record is from RefSeq and is a predicted model, not a curated record.
GUGCAGCCCAGCCUUUGCCACCGCGGCUGUGACAUGGCCUCGCUGGCUGCCGAGCGCUGUGCUGCAGUGACAGCUGUUCAGGCCGAGGCCUGGGUGGGCUGGCGCUGCCUCUGCUCCGCUGGGUGCUUCUUGGGCAGCAAGGUGUCCUGGGCCACGGGGGUGGUGCCGCCCUCCACGGCUUGGCACAGCAUUGAAGGCAGUGUUCGUGUUUGUGUGCACGUGUGUGUGCGUGCACCAUUAGCAUGUGUGAGGAUGUCCUCACCUUCGAAUGCUUCCUGUGUUCCUCUGUCCCCUGCACAGAAGGGCCAUCCCCAGGACUGUGGCUCCCACCCUCCUCCACUGAGGCUGCGGGCGGUCCCCAGUCUGUGCCUGGAUCGCUCUAUGCAGAGACAGGGUCACCUUUACACGCACAGAUGCAGGCCUGCAUGUGUGUGCAUGCUCCGUGUGGGGGUGAGCAUGUGCGUGGGCAGCUUGACCUGCUCCCCAGCUUCACAGAUGUGUGUGAACUCAUACCCCGGGGUGUCUUGGGACCAAUGUUUGGGAUUCUGAAGGAUCCACACUGCAGAGUAGAUGGGCACCUCUGGGCACCAUAUCUGCACCUGCCAGACUCCUGGGGAGGGGAGGUACUGAACACUUCUGUGGGUGGGCGGGAGACUGGGGAGGAAUACCCCAGCUUUCAUGGGGGUAUGCUAACUCCAGGUCAUCUGAGGGGACAGCCCAACCCAGGGACUUGUGACCCUGUGGGACUGAAGUGAGAUGCUGGCCCAGGUGGCUGGGAGUCUGGAGGCAGCUCCCUGGACACUGCCCACAGAGCUCAUGCAAGUGUUGGGCUGGGAUCCUGUUACCCUAAAAAGAAGGCAGGAGCCAACCCACCCAGACACCACAUAACAGCUCCACAACUCACAAACUUACUGUUGGAAACUUCCCUGAAGUUGCCAUGGUUACGCGGAGGCAUGCGUGGUGCCUGGUCUCUGCUGCUCGCAGAGCUGCUUGGAGUAGGAAUGAAACCCUUUGACCCCGGCCUCCCAGGGCAGGGGGGGCUGCCCAUCUGAAGGGCCCUGGUGCUUCUGCAUGGACGGAAGGAUCUGGAGAUGGGAUUUUCCAGAGCUGGGGGAUGCGGGGUUCUGGACCCGCCCUUCGGAGACGCUGGAGACAGAGCUGGUCUCCCACGCUAAAAUAAUUAUAGCCAGGAGAACAGAGAAUACAUCAUUCCAAGUCAAGGUCCCUAACAGAGAGGAGGUGUGCGCGUGCGUGCGGGCGGCUUCCUGUUGGCGCUGACACCUUCUCCCAGCACUCUUUUGGACCUGGUCACACCUGCCUGGGUGGUGGCCACCUGAAGCAUCCUCACACCUGUUGACUACCUGCAGCAGGUUGAGAAUCUGUCCCUGGGAACCUAGAGUGCGUCCCGGCAACGCUGGCUCUGCCCAGGGGAGUUCCAAGAAGAACCUCCCGGGCCUCCUGCCCCAGCGAAGCUGCCCUCACCUCCCACUGCCAGCGUGAAGUCAGAACCACGGAGGAAACCCUGCCGGCCUCCCAGCGAGCUGGUCUGCAGGCCCUUCGGUGGGAACCUGUCCCAGGAGCAGCCCCUUCUGCAAACAGAGAGCCCAGAGUGCCUCGGGGAAAAUUGGCUGGAUAAAAGGGUAAUCAGGACGCCACGGCUCCGCCUGAAGCGAUGGCCCAGCCCUACCCCCCUGCCCAGUACCCUCCUCCGCCGCAGAAUGGUAUCCCCGCUGAGUACGCCCCACCCCCACCGCACCCCACGCAGGACUACUCGGGCCAGACCCCGGUGCCCCCAGAGCAUGGCAUGACCCUGUACACACCAGCACAGACCCACCCAGAGCAGCCGGGCACAGAGGCCAGCACACAGCCCAUCACUGGGACCCAGACAGUGCCGCAGGCAGAUGAGGCGGCACAGACGGACAGCCAGCCACUCCACCCCUCCGACCCCACAGAGAAGCAGCAGCCCAAGCGGCUACACGUCUCCAACAUCCCCUUCCGGUUCAGGGACCCCGACCUGCGGCAAAUGUUCGGGCAAUUCGGGAAAAUUCUAGACGUGGAGAUCAUUUUUAACGAGCGGGGCUCCAAGGGUUUUGGGUUUGUAACUUUUGAAACUAGCUCAGAUGCUGACCGAGCCCGGGAGAAGCUGAAUGGGACGAUCGUAGAGGGACGAAAAAUUGAGGUCAAUAAUGCCACAGCCCGAGUCAUGACUAACAAGAAGACCGGGAAUCCCUACACCAACGGCUGGAAGCUCAACCCCGUGGUAGGUGCAGUCUACGGACCCGAAUUCUAUGCAGUGACCGGCUUCCCCUACCCCACCACGGGCACAGCCGUUGCCUACCGGGGCGCGCACCUACGGGGCCGGGGCAGGGCCGUGUAUAACACGUUUCGGGCCGCGCCGCCUCCGCCCCCGAUCCCGACUUACGGAGCGGCACUGGAGCAAACGCUUGUUAAAAUGCCAGUCCCGUGGGCGGGGCUGGCACCGUGCCCCCUCCCUCCUCAGCAGACACCGGAGCCGGCCUACCCCACCUCUCCAGCGUUCCCACCACUCUCUUGUCCGUUUGCUUCCAGGGUCGUGUAUCAGGAUGGAUUUUAUGGUGCUGAGAUUUAUGGAGGCUACGCAGCCUACAGAUAUGCUCAGCCAGCAGCAGCAGCAGCAGCCUACAGUGACAGUUACGGCAGAGUCUACGCAGCUGCUGACCCCUACCAUCACACCAUCGGCCCUGCGGCGACCUACAGCAUCGGAACCAUGGCUAGCCUCUGCCGAGGAGGGUACAGCCGCUUCACCCCCUACUAGCAAGAGACCCGCCCCUAACAGCAUUCACACUACUGCCUAUUCCAAACCAAACCCUACAGCCCAAACACCAGGCACAGCCACCAGGAGGACAGUGCGCCCCUCCCGGUCAGCGACCGCGCCGCUGGCCCUCCGCGACUCUAAAGCCCAUAGAUUUUACCUCCAGCCAGCUGGGCUCCCCACCCUGCCCAUGACGGUGUGUGUGUCUUUGACCUGGUUUUCCGUAUGUCUGAACCUUGGUUCCUAUCUUGACUUUGUUGAUGUUGUGCUGCCCAAGCCACUGCAGGUACAGUAUGCACACGGCGGGGGCCAGCUGGGGAGCACAGGCAGCCCCCACCAUUAGCAGUAGCACCCAGAGGAUGGCCUGCUCCACACAGCUCCAGAAACACUGGGUCAGGCCUCUCUCACAGCUGCCACAGCCAGCCCCCUGCACAGCCGGCCUCCCCCAGGGUCCACCUGGCUCCGCUACACCCUCCCUGUCCCCACUCAGUUGAGGCUGAUGUUUCUAAUUAAAUUUUUAAUGAUGACAUGGUCACAAGCACAUUGCUCUGUGUGUA